Messenger RNA from Aegilops tauschii subsp. strangulata, 654 nucleotides. The record is from RefSeq and is a predicted model, not a curated record. NCBI's taxonomy places the organism in Eukaryota, Viridiplantae, Streptophyta, Magnoliopsida, Poales, Poaceae.
AUGGGGCUGGGCCCCCUUGUCAUUGCCCCCAGGGGGCCUAUUGGGCGUGGCCCGAAAGGUCAUGCGGGCAGCGGCCGAAGCGCCCACGAGGCCGUCCCGAGGCGGCGGCGCUCGCCUCCGGGCGGUGGCUGCGGCGGCCGGCAACGGGCAGGGACUGGCGGGGUCGGCCGGGCGCGGCCCGGGUGGAGCGGCACGGCGCCGUGGGCGGAGGCCGGCUCCGACUACGCAGGCGAUGGCUACGCUAGGCAGCAGCAGGCGCGGCGAGCUGGAGGGGAAGCAGUGCAGGUGCGGCGGCCGGAGCAGGGACGUGCGGAGGACGCGGCCGGCAGCGGCGCUGGGCGCGGGCGAGCAGCGCCGCAGGUGAGCGGGGCGGGGGCGGGGGCGCACAGGCCGGCGUGCGAGGCGGGCUGCGGGACAGUGAGUGCGAGCGCCCACGCGCGGGAACACGAGCACGGGCGCGAGGGGGGUGGUGAGCGUGCGUGCAGGAGAGGGGGCGGGCGCGGCCUUGGCAGGGUGUGCGCGUGCACGACGGCGCGAGGCACAGAGGCGGGCAGACCAGCGGCGUGCGAGGUGCAGCAAGCGUGGGUAGGGGAAGAGGAGGAGAUAACGGAGCCUAACCGCGGGGCCGUGGGGUCAAGGGCAGCGGGGGGUUGA